Molecule: messenger RNA, 1628 nt
Organism: Austrofundulus limnaeus
Lineage: Eukaryota; Metazoa; Chordata; Actinopteri; Cyprinodontiformes; Rivulidae
Product: tetratricopeptide repeat protein 7B
Biological process (GO): phosphatidylinositol phosphate biosynthetic process; protein localization to plasma membrane
Cellular component (GO): plasma membrane
Molecular function (GO): protein binding
Source: RefSeq, a predicted model, not a curated record
UGAUUCGGGGCGCGGCAGCAGCCUGUUGGACAGAGCCGUCGCAGACAGACGGCAGCUCAACGCCAUGACGCUGCCUGACUUCAGCGACCCUGAGACCGGCGGCCUUCCGGACGCUAACACUCUUGGUUUUUCCUCCAUAUUUUCUGUUUGCUCUGUUCACGCCACGUCCAUCGCAGCCAGCCGGGUGGAGCAGGCUCUGUCGGAGGUCGCCUCAUCCCUGCAGAGCAGCGCCCCCAAACACGGACCCCUGCACCCCUGGAUGACGCUGGCUCAGAUCUGGCUUCACGCAGCCGAGGUGUACAUCGGCAUGUCGAAGCCCGCAGAGGCCACGGCGUGCACGCAGGAGGCGGCCAACCUCUUCCCCACGUCGCACAACGUCCUGUACAUGAGGGGCCAGAUCGCAGAGCUGAAGGGCAACAUGAGCGAGGCCAAGCGCUGGUACGAGGAGGCCCUGUCCAUCAACCCCACCCACGUCAAGACCAUGCAGAGGCUGGGUCUGAUUCUGCACCAGUUGCAGCGCUACAGUCUGUCUGAGAAAGUCCUGAGGGAUGCCGUGCAGGUCAACAGCACGGCUCACGACGUGUGGAACAGUCUGGGCGAAGUGCUGCAGGCUCAGGGAAAUGCCGCCGCCGCCACCGAGUGUUUCCUCACUGCCUUGGAGCUGGAGGCCAGCAGCCCUGUCCUGCCUUUUACCAUCAUCCCCCGAGCGCUAUGAGACGCUCACACACACCUGCACACACACACCUGCACAGCCGUUCCUCUCACUGUAAAUAUAUUUCCCUCCUCUGUGUGUUCGUGCUGGAGUCUGUGCAUGCACCUCCGUGUCCAUGUGCCAACGUGUUUACCGUGUUUGUGUAAAUAUGUUUUGUCGUUACAUUCGGUAACUUUUUGUUUACAUCUUUUGGUCCAAAGAGACACACGAAUAUUUGAUUUAAAAAAAAAGGCUGAUUAUUGGCAGGAAAACGGUUUUUAUUUCCUUUUAACGAGCCAAAUAUCUGUUACUGAAACACGUUUAUUUGUUGCUGUUCUGUUACCGUACGGCGGACGGAGACGGAGCCCUGCGCUCGGUCGGUAAAUGCCAAAAAUCUGGGUGCGUUCACGCAGAAAAUCUGAUUUAUAUGUUUGGUAUUCAUUGCAGUUUCCUGUCAGCUGUUUUCCAUAGAAACAAACACGUAAUAGUUGGUAUUUAUUUACAAAUUUAACUCACAACACAGUCGAUAUGAGAAAUAUAUUUUUUUAAACAAGACUUUGCAAUGAGUUCCUUUAAACUGAAACUAACUUUGAUUCACGUGCAGCUUUUUUUUGUUUGUUGUAUUUGAGUUUUAAUCUGAAAACUCCAGCUGUAAAAAGUUAAAUUAACAGAAAAGUUCAGUUGAAUCUGUUGCUUCUUUUUCCAAAUCAAACAUUCUGUGUGAACGCAUCCAGCAUUUGUGUCUUUGCAUCCUAUUUUUUUUUUACUUGAUUAUAAGAAACAGAGUUGUUAUAUCUGACUGUCCCUCAUGUUUCAUUCUUUGAGAGUAAAUUAUAAAUCUAUUUUCUGAGGUUGAUUCUGUCCGAUCAAUCAGUGAGUCCUUGUUGCUGUAAAUCAACGACUGACACUAGAAUAUUAAAGGAAAUUAUAAUUAAAA